Bacillus rossius redtenbacheri is the source of this 5144-nucleotide messenger RNA. RefSeq names its product transcriptional adapter 1-like. Gene Ontology annotation, molecular function: transcription coactivator activity. Bases 1824 to 2708 code for a protein of 294 amino acids. Gene Ontology annotation, cellular component: SAGA complex. Lineage: Eukaryota; Metazoa; Arthropoda; Insecta; Phasmatodea; Bacillidae. Gene Ontology annotation, biological process: regulation of transcription by RNA polymerase II. The record is from RefSeq and is a predicted model, not a curated record. The transcript has 7 exons.
GUGUACAUAUGUUUUUUAAAAGUCUGCAAAAAUAAUUUACACCAUAUACGAAAACUUAUUUUUUUAAGAUGAUAAAGCAUGAUAGUAUAGAGUAGUAUUAUCAAUAGUGGGUCGACAGUGAAUUUAUAGAUGAUUUUUGCAGUAAAAAUACGUAAACAUUUGCUUCGUGCGUCUUGUGCGCUGUUAAUCAAUCCUUUGGCACUAGUCAAUGCACUGCUGACCCCUCGUUUUCCAAUGCUACAAUGUCUAUUUUAUGUAAUACUUGACAAAUGUGCUACCGUGGAGAAAUAUGUUUAUAAAAAUUGUGGAAAGGGUAUGCAAUUAACUAAUAAUUCAUUAUGUCAACAAGCGGUUAGGUUAGGUAAGGUACAUUUUAUAUAUUAAAAAUCACAACACGGUGGAUUGGUUAGCUACAUUAAAAAUACUUUGAAGCAAUUUUGAUAAUGUCACCAACAUGCCAGCGUUGACCACCAUUACAUUGUCUCUGGACAAGCACGGAAAUAUGGAGGUUUUGGACGAGGAGGAUGCAAGUGUUUGUUUUGCACAAACUAGGCCUAUGUUUCUUUAUCAAACUUGCUUGGGGUAUCGUAUUUGAUACUUCAGCCCAACUUAUACUAGUAUAAAAUAUGAUACCGAAGAUAUUUUUCCCACUGUAUUAUGUUCUAUAAUCCUGCUCGGUCUGGUAUAUUUUGUGAUGCUAUUUUAUAAAUUCAAUUUUAACAUCUCAGGUAUCAUAGAGUAUACUACAGCCUUACCUAUUUUAGUAUGUAAUACAAUAUCAUUCAUAUUAUAUUUAUGGUAUUGUAUUCUAUAACUUACAGUUCCUCACGGUUUAGUAUAUUUGGCGAUACCACAUUUGUUUAGUUUAAUUAUUUUUACUAUAUUAUAAACUUAUCAGGUAUUGUAAAGUUUACUUCAGCCCUACCUAUUCUAGUAUUGUACAUGAUACCGAAAAUAUAUUAUGUACAAUAUUUUAAUUUCCAGAAAUAAAAUCUUGUGCAAAACAAACAUUUGAAUCUUUAGCGUCCAAAAUGCCCAUUAAGGUAAGUGAGGUAGUAGUUGACCCCUUAAGUGAAAAAUUUCCUUGUAGCUGCUAUAUAUUAAUAACUAUUAGCUACUGACUCAGACUUAUUAGCUUAAAUGUAUUACUAUACUUCCAUCUAGCACACAUUUCAUCAAUAUUUUGAAAUAAAUUAAUUUUCUAUUUAAUGUGGCUUUAUUCUGAAAUCAAUGAUUUGUGUUAAUAAUUGACCAUCUGCAAAAGUCAAAUCACUAGUAGUUGACCACUUUUUGUUUUAGUUGUUGGCCAUAUUCUCGAAAUUAAAAUAAUGAUGGCAAUAAUGCAUUUUAAUUAAUAUUUUGGUAAAUAUGUAGAGUAGCGGUAUAUGCGAAAAAAAAUGGUAAAAAUCCGAAAAUACUUUUAUUAUAUGCUCUUUCACUUCCUCUUUUUCAAAACAAUGGGCGGAGAUUAGAAAUUCCAAAUACUUUAGGAGAUAUUGAAUUUUUUAAUUUUCAUAGUUCGGCGAUAUUUGUUAAAAAAAUUUAAAAAUUCUGAAAAUACUUUUAUUCUAUGCUCUUUAACUUCCUCUUUUCAUUAAACCCGGUGGAGAUAAGAAAUUCCAAAUAAUUUAGGAGAUUUCGAAUUUUUAAAUUUUCAUCACAAUACCUUGCAUUCAUGCGGCCACCAUUGUUUCUUGUUUACGAGUAUGAUUUUUUUUUUUUUCGCGACGUAGGUGAAUGACUACAUCAUUUUCUACUAAUGGCAAAGAAAUUGUACCCGCCUCUAACUUAGCUACUUCGACUUGCUGAGGAGCUGGUUUCGAAUGCAGAGGACGAAAGAGGAGUUUGACGCAGAGGCCCGCAAGCUGCUGUCCUACAUCCAUGUCCCAUUGCACAACAAGUUUCUGCUCGCCCUGUUCAAGAGGUGCCAAGGACUCGACUCAUCUCCGGGCCCUCCCGGGGAGCACCUGAGGCGAAAGGACGCAUCUCGGGCAAAGCCCGGGACCCUGGCGUCUGUGGAGAGGGACAAGAAGUCCAGGGUCAAGCGGCGACGUUCCGAGAAGAGUGCCUUCGAGCCGGCGAGCGUCGCGGAGCACUGUGCAGCCCCUGCUUCGCCGCCGCCUGACCUGACAGCCUUGACGGAGCACCGCUGCUCCCGCUCUCUGCCGGACCAGGCGCUGGUUUGUGGGCGGAUGCUUGUCACGGCAUGGGAGCACGGCCUCAUGGGGGUCGCCGAGCCUGCAGAGGAGUACGUCAUGCUCGCCAUGGAGAUUUUUGUGAAGAAUGCCGUCCAAGCCGUGAUGAUGCGGAAGACGGGCUACAGGAUGACGCCCGGUGGGUUCGUGUAUGACAUGGGCGCUACGGUUCCCAACCCGUGGCUGUGCAACACCGCCAAACUGAGGCGAGAGAUCUACAACAGGUACGCACGCGAGAGUGACGAAGAGGAAGACGAGGACCCGGACAAGAUAAGCAAGACGGACGUCAACCUGGAGGAUAUUGAAGCGAACGCCGCGUACGCCAUCGCGUGUGGCAGCGGCAGUUUGGGCACGGCGGCCGCCCCAGUGUCCGCCUGGGACUUGUUCGAAGCAAUGCAGAUCGAGCGAAGGAUGUUCCGGGCAAACUCCGUGUAUGUCAUGAACAUGGAGCGGUUGAUCAUGCUGCUCGAGCACCCAUCUCAUGAGGAGAUUGAAGCAGUGAGCAAGUGCUGAGGUCAUGGACUUCACUAACAAGCUGCACACUGAUUAAAGGUUUGCAGCACCUCGAAACAAGAAUAUUCCGGGUCCUUGCCCCUUAGCUGGCAUAUUCACAGACAUAUGUUUAUGAAGGCAUUACAAGCAGAGUAAAACUGUUGAGUUUCUCAAGACAAUUGGUAACCAGUAUAUCUUCUAUCAGUUGUCAGUUCAAGUGCAGUUUUAUUUCUGUGUCUCAGAAACAAACAAGCCAAAGACACAAUUGGGCAAUGUUACAGGGGAGUUAAAGAAAUGUUCUUUCAAUGAUAUUGUGCUAACCCUGAACCUCCAUGAUAAUGUGGUGGACAAGAAUGAACUUAUGAUUGAUUUCUUUUCCAGCAGCUUCUUAACACUGUAAGUGGACUUAAGUUUGGCUUAACUAAAGCUUUGGACUUGGGUUCUUAUAUCUCGCUGAAUCAUUUAAAUAAAUUAUUUCAGUUGAUCUCGAUGCUAUGGUUCAAUAGAAAAUAAACUUUAUUUUAAGACAUAAUUUGCAAUAAAUUAAAAAUCACCUAAUUGGGAUAUAGUCUCUUUUGACUCUUAAGGUAAAGAUUUAAAAUUAAUUUUUUUUUGUAUUAUAAACAGGAAAAUUUUCUAAUGCUUGUAUUCAGUUGCAGUUUCUGUUGGGUGGGUGAAGUUAAGAAUUUAAAGUGUUUCACUGUAAUUGCCCAUGAUACAUUUUUAAUGAUCUUGACAAAAUGGAAAAAACUAAUUUAUUCAUAAAUGGUUUAAAAUAAAGUUUGAAUUACAAUAGAAAGGGAUUUCACAUACCAUAAACGUAUUUGAGCUAUUUUUAUGUAUCAUUUUAAAUUGAGGGAUAUAUUUAGAAACGAAAAGAUCCUAAUAUUGGUUGCAAUUGCAUCUAUGCGAUAAAAAUUCUUUAUUGUUUAGUUUUGAAAAUUUACAUUCUUUAUGGCAGAUAUCACACAUCAAGUGAUUUUGAAAAUAAUAUAAUGUAGUAGUUUGUAUUGACAGUAUUAUUACACUUGUACAUUCUACUAAAUUAUAUACUAUGCUUUAUUUAAGCCAAAUGUUGAAAAUUAAAUGAUAGAACAUGACCAAAAUAUUUGAAAUCGAGGUUGUUUCUUUCAGUUUUUAUUUCCCUCCUCCUCCUCUUUUUUUUACUCUCAAGUAGACAGAAAAUUUAUCAGUUUUUUGAGUAUAUUGGCAAAGGAUUCUGAUGUAAGGAAAAUAAAACUUCUAUUCUAAUAUCUAUGAAGGUAAUCUGGAAUUUUUGUCCUUUAAUAACUGAAGGAAUGUUUUAGAAAACGCAUAUCUCAUUUAAGGCAGUUUGAUUAAGGUGAAAAGUGAAUUGAAGCUGAAUUUGAAUUUUAGAAGUGCUCUUGAUAGCUCAUGUAGGAAAAAUAAAAAUAAUUGGGGGAGGUUCAGGUUUUUCUGAUGUUUUAUCUGUAUGCAGUUUUCUAGGACACUAGUUUUCUAGAACACAAUUUUUCUUGUUGUAACCACGAUAGUGAAUUUCAUCCUUAGAUUGCAGUAAGCAUUUACUUUCUCUUUCCUAUGCUAAAUUUCUGCUAUUAGCGCUGUCUUUGUUUUGGUGUGCUCUGUUGCUAGAUGCACACCAUAGAGCUUCAGAAACAUCUUUGUAAUAUAAUGCUAAUUGUUAAAGUAUCAGAAAAAUGGUUUUUUGUAAGUAAAAUUUGUAACAAGAUUUGUGGAAAUACAUAUUCCUCGUGUAUUAAUUAAAAGCAUCAUAUAAAUAUUUCCAUUUUUUAUUUCUAAUGAGAUGUAAUUGAAAAAUGACAUCUUGGUUUCAACUGGUUUUGUUAACAUUUUGUUUGUAUCAUUCAUUUUGAAAUGUUUGGCUCUUCUCAGCAUUGCACAUACGUUCAUGGAAUGCCUUGUUAUUAAUAGUGAAUGUCUGUUAAAAAUGUUUCUCCUGUGAAAUAUUAAUUGGUGUUUAUAGCAUUUAAUAUUUUUUGUCAGAAUGACUAUAGCUGUAAUUAUACAUGUCUGUAAACACUAUUUCAUGGUCUUGGAAAAAUCAAGACAUAGUAUAAUUUAAAAAACAUAUAAUUUAGUAUGGUGAAUGAUGUUAUACAAAAUAAGACUUUUAAUUUUUCAACCCGGGUGGUAUCAAUCAGGCAACAGUCAGUAUUCACCAUUUACUCUGAACUGCAAUCCAAGUGUGAAACAUAUUUUAGAAUGUAUACACUGCAAAUUAACUAAUUUCUGAUGUAAACCCAGUCUUUGACUAAGAUAGUCAUUACAUUGUAUUAUUUAUAGGUGGUACUAUGAUUUCAGUUCACAGUACCAAAAAUUAGUUCUAAUACUUCAUUCUAUAAGUUACCCUUAUUACUUACUGUAAGUAACUUAAAAAAAUAUAUUUUUUUUUUGUACUUUAAUACUUAAUGUAUUUGUUAGUUUUUAAGUUCUUAUUGUUAUAAAUUAUUGAAA